This is a messenger RNA of Salvelinus namaycush (lake trout), 2793 nucleotides long. RefSeq names its product apical junction component 1 homolog. The transcript is spliced from 2 exons. Gene Ontology annotation, biological process: cell-cell junction organization. NCBI's taxonomy places the organism in Eukaryota, Metazoa, Chordata, Actinopteri, Salmoniformes, Salmonidae. Bases 1 to 2793 code for a protein of 930 amino acids. Gene Ontology annotation, cellular component: plasma membrane; apical junction complex. The record is from RefSeq and is a predicted model, not a curated record.
AUGAUUGACAAACUGGAGCGACAUACGGAGACCAUCAACAAAAGACACUGCCGUAGCUUUGACUUCCUCGAGUCAUUGGACGACCCACAGUCCUUUUCUGCCUCAAUGGAAUACCCUUACAAGAGGACUGAGCAUCAGGGGGUGCAUAAAGAGGUGACCUGGAAUGGCCUGGAUCAUCCAGGACACCUCCGUUUCUCCUCCCCUGAUCUGUUUAACACUAGACUACCACCACCACAGCAUGCUAACCCAGACAAAACCAGUCAGGCCGUGAGGUCAGAUUCAAAGAAGAGGACUAGAUCUAAAAGUGCCCCCAGAGUCAAGACCACCUUUACCCCGGGGCCCAUUUCAGUCUCCCCACCAGCAAACAAGAUGGGACGAGAUGUCUCACAGGCUGUACUAGACCCUCUAAGGACAUCUGAACCACACCGGGACUCUUACACCUCUAACCGGGCUUUUUUGAACGAAGUACACCCUAUAAAACUGCAACCACGCUCUCCCCUCUAUGUCUCGGACUGUUUCUCCGAGGUGAGCAAACAGGAUCAGCCUGCCAUCACUCCUCAUGUCAGGUGUCGUGUUGAUAUCAAGCCAGAUGCGGCAGUCCUGCAGCACACAGCCAGGAGGUCUCAGAACAUGAGGACUGAACAUCCCUGGCAGAGAUAUUCCUACUCCAGUCAGAGUAGAGUCCGGCCAUAUUACACAGAGCAACACAUGUCCAGCAGAGACCCUGGGCAGGCUGUCUAUACCAGACCUUACUCCACAAGUGAAGCAGGGCCAUACUUUGCUCAAACACCACAGGCAAGAGCAUACUAUGGGGAAGAUCCCAGAGCAUAUCCUUGUCAGUCAAAUGGCUCCAAGGUGUUCUACAGCAAGCCGUACAACCCCCCAGCAGGACAGUAUAUUCCAUACAAGGCGUAUCACACGGAGGGCCGUCAACAACCACAAAUGUCCCAGGCUUAUGCAGAUGACUGGUAUCGUUCAAGUAUAUCUGGAUACUCAAACCAGUCCUCUCAGCUGACACCACAGAGAGUAAGACGAGAGCCAGUAAUGUCCCCCUGGUUUGCAAACAGUUAUGUGGAGCCAACCAGACUGGUAGCAGAAGUCAGAAACCAUUCCAAAUCCUGGGACAAUAUUCUUUAUCCUCAUCAUGACAGGGAGCAAGCAGUACCCCGUGGACGCAGCUAUGAGAAUCUGUUUUACCAGGGGAGACAUCCUCUGUUUCCUAGUGAUACAUCACAACCAGUUAUACUCAAUCUAUCUUGUUCACCAAGGCGCUAUGCUGCCCGGUCUAUCUCUGAAAACUCCUUAGAGAAAGGACCAAACAAUCCUGGAAGGAACACUAAGGCUGGACUAUGGUUUGCAACUCCUGAGAUCACGAUAACUGACAAUGACAUACGUGCACGCAACCACAAACAGCGAGAUGUGCGUUCAGCCAGCUGGGAUGCACUGGAUUGUGAAAAGGCACCGACUCAAAAUGUUCUUCAUCAUCAAGAGCAGUCAUCUGAGCCAGCAGAACUGACCAAAGACAGAAAACACAAAAAUUAUUCCCUGCAGCAGAGCCUAGAGCAACUGGACGAGCUGCUAGCUGAUCUUGUCAUUGAUUACAAACCACCGACCAACAGGAAGCCUAGUCAGGAUCUAUUGAACCAAAUAAAACAGUUGAUUAGUGAGGAUGAUGAAAAAGGAAAGAUAAAAUCUUUGGGCCUAGAGAGUCUAGGAGGUCUAGAGAGUAUAGGACCUCUCAACACACCACCCUCCUCCACUAAAACCAGCCCUGACACUAUCAAAGACCCAGACAGUGGGUGUGAUGGCUUACAGAGCUUACAGAGGAGUCCAGAGGAGAUCUCCCCAGACCACAGCACAGACGACAAUGACACCAUGAUGUGUGCCAACAGGAAGUGCAAGCGGACAGAGACCCUGUUCAAUGCCUGUCUUUACUUCAAAUCCUGUCAUAGUUGCUACACCUUCUACUGCUCCCGGAACUGCCGUCGGGAUGACUGGGACAGCCAUAAAGAGAACUGUCUGUAUGGGCGUAUCAGCAGUGUGUGCAGACACAUGCUGAAGUACUGCAGAGAGAACUCUGAGAUCCAUAAAGUCUUCUCUCGCAUUUCCAAAGCUGGCUACCUUUCCAGAGGGAGAGGCAUUCUUUUCCUGGGCUUUGCUAACCCAGGGACUGCUGACAAGUUCAUGAAGGUUGGGCUUGAGAGCCUCGUCAUGUCCCCCACAUAUCUGUCUCUCAGAGAGCUGGACAGCUUCAAAGACAACCUGGGGGAUUACUGCAAGGACCUGCAGCAGGCUGGCAAUGAGUAUGACCCCAAUGAAUGUUUCCUCUUGAAUGUAUCCAUAGCUGUUGGUGAACUAGUGCCUAACAGACCCUCACCAAGAGUCCAAACACCAACAGUCCGAAAAUAUGCAAAGAUUUCGUUGGCCUCCUCCAGCCCAGAUAAAAAGGUCUUCAAGAAGGAGAGUGACAUGGAGACACUCAUUCUGACCCCGCCUCCAGGCACACCUGAUAUUGACAAAGAGGGAAAGGAGGGUAUGAAAGCCAGAGAGAUCUGCUUUAUCAAUAUCCAACGUGAGCUCAGGACCAGGGGAGUCUUCCUGCGUCAUGAGUAUCCCAAAAUAUACAAUCAACUCUGUGAGUUUGUGGAGAGCAACAAGAGAUUCACACCCACUACCAUUUAUCCCAUAGAUAAGAGAACAGGGAAGCAGUUCAUGUGUAUGAUCAUGGCUGCUUCUGAGCCCAGAACGCUAGACUGGGUAGGCACCCCCCAUCUCCUGGAUGAUAUUAUAUAG